Strigops habroptila (Kakapo) is the source of this 4183-nucleotide messenger RNA. It is a transcript of the gene PXMP4, whose product is annotated as peroxisomal membrane protein 4. The transcript is spliced from 5 exons. The record is from RefSeq and is a predicted model, not a curated record. NCBI's taxonomy places the organism in Eukaryota, Metazoa, Chordata, Aves, Psittaciformes, Psittacidae. Bases 35 to 673 code for a protein of 212 amino acids. Gene Ontology annotation, cellular component: peroxisomal membrane.
CCGGAAGCGUGCGGGCCGCGGCGGCGGGGUCGGCAUGGCGGGCGGCGGGGAUCCGCUCCGCGCCCUGCUCCGCGCCGCCAACGCGCUCCUGCAGCAGCGCCGGUACCGCGCCGCGCUCGCCGUGCUCAAGGGCUUCCGCAACGGGGCCGUUUAUGGAGCAAAAGUUCGUGCCCCACAUGCCCUGGUGAUGACUUUCCUGUUCAAGAGUGGAAGUUUAAGAGAGAAAUUGGAGUCGAUUGCUCAGGCUACGUACACUCAUUCCCGGAACUUGGCCUAUUUUGUGUUCACCUACAAGGGGCUGAUGGCGUUGCAGUCCCGACUGCAGGGGAAAAAAAUCCCCUUUCAUUCUUUCUUUGCAGCCUGCAUUGGGGGUUGGCUGGUGUUCGGUGACAACAACCCCAUCAACAGCCAGAUCGUCAUGUACCUGCUGUCCCGGAUCCUGUUCGGCCUGUCUCGCCUGGCGGUGGAAAAGGGCUACAUCCCACAGCCAAAGCAGGAUCCCUUUCCCCUUGUUGCUGCUCUGGUCUGGGGGACAGUUCUGUGGCUCUUCGAGUACCACCGGCACACGCUGCAGCCCUCCCUGCAGUCCUCCAUGACCUACCUGUACGACGACAGCAACACGUGGCACGACAUCUCUGACUUCCUCGUUUAUAACAAAAGGACAGACAAGUAGCAACAGGGAGAGUGAAAUAUUCCCCUUCCCAUUGCCUGGUGCUGUGAUGUUUGGGAUUGAAUUGCAUCCCAAGUGGCUCGGCUGGAGUAGGAAUAAAGUCUUCUGCCUCUUGAACUGAAUCUAACCCUGAGUCCCACCUACAUCCACUGUGAGAUCUCACAGUGUAGAGAUGGAAGCUGCUUGUUCUCAUGUCAUGCAAAUCCAUGGUGUGUUUGGCGCCCAAAAGACAAGACAGUGCUUUGCCAUAACAACUGUCUGUGGCACCUUCAACUUUUAGCUUCACCUGCUUUUACACCCUGUGCUGAACACUUGAACACUGAUCAGUAUUUAAGCGAGACCCCAGGAAAGCUAUAGAAAGCUAUAGAAAUUAGGAACUGGGUUUGUUUCAUUCUAGUUGAAUAUUUUGCUUGGUGUAGAUAAGCUUAAAGAUUCAAGUACAGAAAAAAUACUGAAACUGAAGGUCUGAUUUCUUUAUAGACAUGGACUCAUUGAAUGGUUUGGGUUGGAAGGGACCUUAAAGCUCACCCAGUUCCAACCCCCUGCCACGGGCAGGGACGCCUUCCACUAGAGCAGGUUGCUCCAAGCCCCUGUGUCCAACCUGGCCUUGAACACUGCCAGGGAUGGGGCAGCCACAGCUUCUCUGGGCACCCUGUGCCAGCGCCUCAGCACCCUCACAGGGAAGAGCUGCUUCCUUAUAUCCAACCUAACAUCCUUUCUUUGCACCACUGCUGGGUGUCUGAAGCAGCACAUCUCUCUCUUUAAUAUGUCAGAAGCCUCAAUAUUGUCCCAAAUAAGGAUGUCAGUGUUCUAAUAUUGCUGCUUCCUACAAGCUGUGGUGGGAUUUCAGAGAACUCUUCCAUGGUCUGACAGCUCUGGCUUGGGAAUUUCUCCCUAUGACUAUUCAGGCUCCUAAAUCCUUCAGCGUGUGUAAUUACUGUAGCAGGAGAUGGUGCAGGCUGGUUAUGUGAGUGUGUGUCUGGAAGGAGAGUUUAACCUCUUUAAUUCAGAGCUGCCAUUCCUUCCUCUGAGAAAGCCUUGGGAGUCCCUUAGAGGCAAAAUCAUUUUCCUCUGCUAAGUAGUUCUAUCACUACAACCAUGUGGCUGCUUGGGAAGCACUUUUCUGGCCACAGGAAGGACAAGUGGCUUGUCCUGUCCUUUUUAGCCUGCUGUCUGGAGUGUAUCUGUCCUCUCUAGAAGGUACAAACAAGCCCAUAGCAAGUUUCCACCUGGCAGCAGUGACUGUCAGUUGUCCCUGUUCAAAACCCUCUUUUUCUUUUGGGGAGCCUAUCCCCAGCCUCGCUCUCAAAGCAAAUUGUGCUUGAGCCUCCAACCAUCUGUACUUGUGCUCCAGGAAGCAGCUGCUGUCCCUGGAAGACAAACUGCAGCUCAUCCCAGAGCAGGUCCGUGGAGCAGCAGCCAUCAGCAGCGCCUUUGUGGACGGUUGGUUUUCCUGCUGUGUCGGGGCAGGACGUUAAGCUCCAAGUCACUUCAUUCCCCAGGGAAGUAAUUGGAACAGUUCUUUAAUGGCAUUAGUCUGCAUUGCUGGUUCUGGGACCAGAUAGCUGGGGAUGAACCCCUUAUGCUACCAAGGUGUUGGAACAAUGCGGGUGUGUGGUAAGGAAGUGAACUAGAAGUAAUUUGUCUGAGUCGGACUUUUCGGAUACAGAAGUUCCACUCCCUGCCCUCCCCCAGCGCUUUGUGUGGGGCUUGGAGUCCCCUGGUUGUGUCCCUUUUUUAGCAGCGUUAAAACCAAAAGAAGAAAGAGACAGUUGGAAGCCACCUGCAAAUCAGCCAAAUGCUUCAGAGUCACAAAGUGCCAUUUUCUGCCCCCAGCCCCGAUGGGCUUUGAGUGUUCAGCUGAAAUGGGUUCGUUUGUCUACACCAACUUUAUUCUCCCUUGUUAUCUCUUGACACCUGACUGUGCGCUGCUGAGAGCCUCGGCAGAGGAGCAGGGUGUCUCGAUGCUUGUCUAAAAUGAAGGUUACUGGAUAAAACCGAAGUGUUCAUUUUAAACCCAUGCUUCUCCUUUGGAUUUGAAGCCUCUCUUCGAGGCAGUUUUAAAGGUUAAUGAAUCGAACCGAUCAAAAGUUCUCAGAGUGAAUAGCAGAGUGACUGCCCUGAGCUAUUAAUCAUUUAUUUGCUGACGGAACAAAGCAGCUCAGGGUUAUUUAGUGCGGCUGCAUGCUGCCCCAGCAUUCCCACUGUGCUUCCCUGCUCUUUGGAGGACAGCUUGUGUGCCAGGGCUGGCUGUCAGGACCCUUUCCGGGACAAUUGCAUUAUUUAACAAAGGAGAAAAUGAAAUGGGGGGGAAGGGGGAGGUGUGACAUUUGGUUUAGCUCAGGUUUGCUGGACUCUGUGUGAUCCUUUCAGUGAAGGGGAAGGAUAUUUGAGAAGGCAAAACCUCUGCUUGUGCAAUUAGUGCCACAGGGAAGCGCUCGCCGAGGUGUGAACCUGCGGUGGCAGGGUGGCUGUGGCUGGGUAAUGCCCUGUUCAGAGCAGUCGGGGUGGAAAGGCUGCACAAGACUUUGACACCCAUGAUGCAAGCCCUUCUUGCCCUGGUAGAGUAGUUCGAGCUGUGCUUUAAACCCAGCUGGGUUGGGGCAGGAGUGUGGGGUGAUCUCUGGCAGCUGAAGCAGGGUGAACCCAGGCACCCAUGGGGACCCCGGUGGCUGCAGAGGGGUCCCCGGGGCCUGCUGAGCUCUGCAGCCUGCUGGGUGCUGUCACAUUUGGCUGGUGGAGCUGCAGUGACCAGAAGAUCCCCUCACACGGCAGGAGCUGCUGUGGCUCCAGCCCGUUUUCACUGUGUCAGCACAGACCCGACCUUUGGCUCCCGCCCCGGCCGGGGACUGUUUCCUAUUUGUCAGCCCGUGUUUGUCAUCCUGGAUCAUGCCAACCCGAGCAGGAUGUGUCCCGUGUUCUGGUGCUGGUUUUGAAAUGAGGAGAUAAGGGAGGAGAGGAAAUGAGGUGUAAUGCUCCCCAGCCUAAUGCCUGCAGCCACUGUUAAUGCUUUAGGGGUGCUAAUCUCGACUCUUCAACCUGUGUGUUCACACCCGAUUGUUGGAGAAGGGAACUUCUUCUGUUUUGUCUGUCUCAUUUCCUUAUGAGACUGGUGCUGAGGAGGGGAAAACAGAUGAAAUGCUCUGUUACAUAAGCACUAUUCCCUCUGCUUUUGGUAUAUAUUUUAUGUCCAUGAUUGCCACGUAAUCCAGGCCCUGAUUUUCUGAAAGCAUAGAAUAAAACAAGGAACAUAAACUCAGGUCACUUGUAAUGACACUGAAGAGGAUGCUUGUAGCAAUGGUUCAGGUUUGGGGUUUAAAACAUGCAGGAGAGGAAUCAGUGGGUUGUUGGAGUAGCUCUGUCCAUGCUGAAUUGACUCCUUGUGCAGGCAGUGGAGAACAGCAACCCAAGACUUUCUGCCACGCUCAUGUGCAGGUUAUUUCUGUGUAAUCACCUUAAUACUGUGCUUUCUAGAAUAAGCAUAACAAUAAAACCCUAAUUUUUUGUCUUUUU